Messenger RNA from Microthlaspi erraticum, 1092 nucleotides. The record is from the annotation of a GenBank genome assembly. Lineage: Eukaryota; Viridiplantae; Streptophyta; Magnoliopsida; Brassicales; Brassicaceae.
AUGAUGAUCUUAAGGCUGGCUCUCGCCACUGUCCUCUCCGCCUACGUAGCAGCACAAUCAGCCUCACCAACGUCGUCGCUCGUAACCUACAUAUUUGGAGACUCUUUAACUGAAGUUGGUAACAACAAUUAUUUGCGAAAUUCGCUUGCGAGAUCAGACUUUCCAUGGUAUGGGAUUGAUUUCUCCGGCGGCCAAGCCACCGGAAGAUUCACUAACGGACGGACUAUAGGCGAUAUCAUAUCUACCAAGCUUGGGAUUCCAUCGCCACCACCAUAUCUAUCGUUAUCGUUAUCAAGAAAUGACGACGCAUUUCUCAGUGGUAUCAAUUACGCAUCCGGAGGAGCUGGAAUUCUCAACGAAACUGGCCUUUAUUUCAUUCAAAGGUUGACGUUUGAUGAUCAAAUAAACUGUUUCAAGAAAACUAAAGAAGUUAUUAGGGCGAAAAUCGGAGAUAGAGCUGCGAACAAGCAUGUAAAUGGUGCCUUGUACUUCAUUGGCUUAGGAAGCAACGAUUAUGUGAACAAUUUCUUGCAGCCAUUUAUGGUUGAUGGGCAACAAUAUACACAUGACGAGUUUGUCGAACUCCUGAUCUCAACCCUAAACAAUCAACUUACGACGAUAUACAAAUUAGGAGGGAGGAAGGUAAUAUUUCAUGGACUAGGUCCAUUGGGAUGUAUUCCAUCGCAGAGAGUGAAGUCAAAGUCAGGCAUGUGCCUGAAGCGUGUCAACGAAUGGGUAAUGGAAUUCAACACAAGAACGCAGAAGCUUUUAGUAGAUCUCAACAAACGACUUCCCGGAGCUAAAUUCGCCUUCGCCGACACUUAUCCCGCCGUUCUCGAUCUCAUCGACAAUCCCACUCACUACGGGUUUAAGGUAGCGAACACGUCGUGUUGCAACGUGGACACAAGCGUUGGAGGUCUUUGUCUUCCCAAUUCCAAGAUGUGUAAAAACCGCAAAGACUUUGUCUUCUGGGAUGCAUUUCAUCCGUCCGAUUCAGCUAAUCAAAUCCUAGCCGAUCAGCUUUUCUCUUCUCUUCUCGCUUCUUCCCCUUCUCCUUCUCCCUCUCCUGCUCCUAAAUCGCCAUCAGCAUAA